Vairimorpha ceranae is the source of this 417-nucleotide messenger RNA. Its product is annotated as dna replication fork-blocking protein. NCBI's taxonomy places the organism in Eukaryota, Fungi, Microsporidia, Nosematidae. The record is from RefSeq and is a predicted model, not a curated record. The transcript has a single exon. Bases 1 to 417 code for a protein of 138 amino acids.
AUGGCCAUCCUUUCAAAACUGCCAUUUGAGACGGAUUUGGGUAGAUACCAAGUAUUUAGGCUUCGCAAGAAGGCGGAACACUUUCUUGUACUUAGUGAUACGCUCUACUUAAAUGUUAGAGAAGGACUGCACAAAAAAGUGUUCUACAAGACCCGGGUCGAUAUUAUGGCAUUAGAGGUUAAAAGACCUCAUGAUACUAACCAUUACGGCCAUAAUAGGAUGUAUGAAUUAUGCAAGGAUUAUUUCUUUACCAUACCCAGAACUAUUGUGAGAGAUGUUGUUGCAAGCUGUGAUACUUGUAAAACAUUACAGCCUUUAAAGCAGAAAGAGCCAUUUAAGCGUGUUACGGCCACCUAUCAUUAUGAAUACAUUAUGAUAGACUUAAUCGACCUAAGAGUUAUAAAACAACAAACCUAA